AUGGGUAACAUAUGUGGCAUUUGUUUGUGCUGGAGUAAUGGUGUAUUUUAUGCGCUUUCGUUCCUUCAUUUGCAGCAAGAUCGUCGCAGCAUUUAUGAACGACGACGCAACAUACUGUACCUUGUGGCGAACUAUCUGUCCACCAUGGGGCUCCAUCAAACCCGACAGGCACUGGUCGACGAGACGAACCUAACGAGCGAAUACGAGGUGUGCGAUAACAUUGACCUCGAUACCAUCUACCAGGACUUUUGUAGCUACUUCCUGCUCAAGUUCGGCAAGCAGCCACGCAUUGUAAAGCGCACCGAAUCCAUCGGACCCCUGCCAACGGCACACCGGAAGCUGUCCGGAGCGAGACGUAAGCCUCCGCUGCCCGCAGUCCCCAAACCGGAUGGCAAGGAUCCGUUGAAUUCGAUCACCAAUGUGGGCGAUGAGAUGCAGGCACUUCGUAUUACGGCGGCCAAUCCCGCCGAACACCUCGAAGGACACACCUCCCCGGCGGUGCCGUACGCCAAUCCGAAGCUGCUGGUACGGCUGCAGGACCACUUUACCAGCGAAUGGAAGGACCUUGCGGAGGAAGUCUGUAGGGAUUUGAUCCGCAGGGACCUACGCCAGCGCUGGUCAAGCAUUAAGGGGCUGGCCGGUCCGAUCAAGGUGCUGAAGGAGAGUGUCAUCGCUCCGCUCGAGCAUCCGGAACUGUUCGUGGGACUGGCUCAGCCGUGGCGCUGUGUGCUGCUGCACGGAGCGCCGGGAACUGGGAAAACCCUGCUAGCGCGAACGCUGUGCUCGGAAACGCGCGAAUCGGUGACGUUCUUCAGCACCACGGCCAGCACGCUCAUAUCGAAGUGGCGCGGUGAAUCAGAGAAGCUGAUCCGGGUGCUGUACGAGGUGGCCAAAUUUUACGCCCCGUCCAUUAUCUUCAUCGACGAGUUUGACAGUUUGGCGUCGCGGCGUGACACCAUUCGGGAGCACGAAGCAUCGAAGCGUUUCAAGAACGAGUUCCUGUCGCUUAUCGAUGGGUUGGAAAGUGCAGCCAACGAAACGGCUGCUCCUACGGCGCACGAUCGGGACCGGGUGUUUCUGCUGGCCAGCACCAACCUGCCGUGGGAGCUGGAUCCGGCCUUUCUGCGACGGUUUGAGCGCAAAAUUCUCGUCGAUUUACCGACAGCCGAUGGACGGAAGGAGCUGAUCGAGCAUCUGCUCCCGACCGUUACCGCAUGGCCCGAGCAGGAGAUACAGCAACUUGUAACGCUUUCGGAGGGAUGGACGGGUGAUGAGGUUCGACUCGCGUGCAAGGAAGCGUCCAUGAUGCUGCUGAGGAACAGGAUCAACGAGCGUCGAUCGAACACGAACCGAGCGGCGGACCAGGAAGAGCUUCAAUAUUCGAUGCUGCGCAAAGCUUUUGAACAGUUGCGUCCUGGUUGCGUGGAAUUGGCGCAGAAGCAUCGUGACUGGAAUCAACGUUACGGAACGCAGCUUGUGGACUGAGCGGAAAUGAAAAGUACGAACUUUAUAACGCCCACACUGGCAGCAUAUUAGCAAGCCUGGUAUAUUUUAACUCUUUUCUGUAUGUCUUUCGUUGAUCCUGUGAUUGAUCCUGCUCUCUCUGUUUUUUUUUUCUCGAACUUCAGGUUUUGACCAACUUACUUAAACGAUUAAAUAAUAUAAAAAAGGAUAUCAUGAAA
Molecule: messenger RNA, 1682 nt
Organism: Anopheles gambiae (African malaria mosquito)
Lineage: Eukaryota; Metazoa; Arthropoda; Insecta; Diptera; Culicidae
Product: katanin p60 ATPase-containing subunit A-like 2
Exons: 2
Coding region: 1-1485 (494 amino acids)
Molecular function (GO): protein binding; ATP hydrolysis activity; ATP binding
Source: RefSeq, a predicted model, not a curated record